Penicillium canariense is the source of this 2319-nucleotide messenger RNA. RefSeq names its product PXA domain-containing protein. Gene Ontology annotation, molecular function: phosphatidylinositol binding. Gene Ontology annotation, cellular component: early endosome; late endosome; extrinsic component of endosome membrane. Lineage: Eukaryota; Fungi; Ascomycota; Eurotiomycetes; Eurotiales; Aspergillaceae. The transcript has 4 exons. The record is from RefSeq and is a predicted model, not a curated record. Bases 1 to 2319 code for a protein of 772 amino acids. Gene Ontology annotation, biological process: early endosome to late endosome transport; protein targeting to lysosome; endosome to lysosome transport.
AUGAAUGACUCUCUACGCCCCGGUUUGCAGCCGGUUUCCCAUCUCAAGGCUGGACCAACCAUCUCAAGCUCUCGGUCCACCGCGCAACCUUUCUCAGUUCAGCCGGCCUUGACACGACCGUCCUCUAGACUGCGCAUGCCGCGACAAUCUAUCCGAGAAGAUCCGGUUGACUCUACAAGCGACAAGGCUACUGUUGCUUUGAUCCGACGCGUCCUCUGCCCCCAAACCAGCGGUCACGGCGCAGCAUCUCCACUUUAUGCCCUUCUUGCUAUAAUUAUCAAAGACUUCGUCUACUCGUGGUACUCGAAGAUCACGUCGGACCAGGCCCUUGUUAAUGAAGUCCUUCAAGUCGUUGCACAUUGCACACGCGCUCUGGAACAGCGAAUGCGACGGGUAGAUGUUGCACAGUUGGCCCUGGAUGAGAUUCCCGCCCUGCUGGAAGCGCAUAUACUCUCCUACAGACUGGCUAAGCAACAGUCACACCUAUCAGGACUUCCAACGUCGCAUCGUGCGCUUUACCACGAAUUGAACCCCCAUCCUGCCCUAUCACCCGUCCCAGACCCUACCGAUCCUGAUACGAUCAGCGCGCAAGCUGAAAACGAAGCCGUAUAUCGGAGAUUACUUGCCAGUGGGACUCUCGCUGUUCUUCUGCCGACGGAGGAUCUGGAAAACAGCAGCCUACGCAUGCUAGUGAGCGACAUCCUAUCGGAUUUGAUCUUGGGCAAAGAAGUUGCCGGCCGGGUCUGCGAAGGAUGGUUCUUCUGGGAGGCUAUUACGAAAGUCACGGCGAUAGUGAGCCAGAAAACUUCGGGGCAUACAGGCCCCGUCAAUGAUGUGGCCGCAAGUCGACUAGCGAGAUUUGGUCUGCUCCCACACGAAGACAAUUCGGCCAAAUCCCCGCCAGCCACCCAAUCGCGUGCCACCAUCUGGAUAUGGACUGUUCUCCAGAGUAUCUAUCUUGGUUACGUUGCCUUGCGUUUCAUCGGGACGGGUCUGUUCCGGGUCGCAUCGAAUCCAGGACAGGGAUACUCGCACGGAGCCGGUGUGUCAUUUCAUGCUGCAACGCCAGCCCUUCCCAAGAGGGAGGGCCUGGAUUCAUCGUCGUCAGGCGGAGUCACAGGUAAGCGCCCGGUUCUCGACUACCGGGUGUGCUCGAUGAUGUCGCAACUACUGGGCAUUUCGCAACGAAUGCCGUGGCUUUCCGGGCUGCUUGCCCUCGUUAAACACCUGAUUCUGGCAGGACCAGGCAGGCUCGGCGACGCAGAGGGGGUCCUUGACAGAUUCCUCCAAGAAACCAUCGAGGAGUACGUCCUCCCCCCCACUUUGUUGCCCAACCUUCUUCUCGCAACACGGUCUGCCCUCUUCCCGACCAAUACCCGCUCAGCUGCCCUUGCACCGGCUGUGAAUACUGGAACAGCUCGGGCUCCGGCUCCGCAGUUGUCCGUUCAGACCCCGACGCCCGGCGGGAAAUUCCCCCUCGCCGUCAGUGCGAUUUCCACUUCAACGCCUUUUUCGGAAGGUGUCUGGGCCGCUGGAGUGGAUGCGAGCGACACAGUUGGUAAAGAUUAUACCGGCCAUAGCGACAGCAGCAGUGUUGGGGUUGGAGUUGGUAGUGGCGGUGAUCAUCUGCCUACCCCAUUAUUAUCGUCGUCAUCGCCAACACUUGUAACGACACCGGCUAUCGAUAACGUACAACACGUCCAACACGUCCAACACGUCUCCGCGGAUGUGUCAACCGGGCCAGAACAAACAAAUGGCCUAUCUAGUUCGGAGAUCGCCGCUAUUAAGCGGCGAUGUGCAGCUAGUCUUCUGGCUGUGAUCCCGCGCACUGUCGCACGAACCCUCUUUGGCGUUCCGCCGCCAGCCAGCAGUGAUCGUACCUGCAGCGCCGCCACUGGGAACUCACCCUCCUCCACCAUCAGCUUCCCGUCCCCACCCUCAUCAGUCGAUGAGGGUGGUGGGGGCCGCCAACGAUCUUCAUUACAGGGCAAGGGAACUGUAAAGCCGUCGCAGACGUCAGCACUGUCGUCCUCCGCUUCUACCCUUCCAGGGCCAAUCAACGGAACUGGCAAUGCUCCCGCUGCCCAGGGUACAGACGAGCAGGACGACGAGUCCGAUGUUGACCCGGAGGAGUUGUACUUCCUGGAGGCCAUCGAGACCGAUCUAUUGGAUCUCCUCGCUGACGAGUACUGUAACAAGCACCUGGUCUACUCUAUCAUUGAGACCAUCUUGGCCAGACUCCUCCCUGAGAUGACUGAGCGCAGCAUCGAAGACCUAAUGGAGGAUCGCGGGGUUGCCUCCGUUCCCGGAGGCUUCUAA